Microthlaspi erraticum is the source of this 342-nucleotide messenger RNA. The record is from the annotation of a GenBank genome assembly. Lineage: Eukaryota; Viridiplantae; Streptophyta; Magnoliopsida; Brassicales; Brassicaceae.
AUGACAAACAGUGAGGGAAGUCGUGCUUCACAAAGGAGAAUGGUUGAGGGUGAAUCAAGCAAUGCAAGGGAGAGAAGGCUAAAAAUGCAAGCCGAUUUGGAAGCAAUGACUCAAAGGAUGGAAGAGUCUGAUGCAGAGGAGUAUGUCUACUCUGAGGAGGAGUCUGAGAGCGAGAGAUUGAGGGAGGAAAGGAGAACCAAGAAGAGGAAUGACCCCAUUAGUAGUGAGAGUGAGCAAGGAGAGUUUGAGAUUGGGGUGAACCUUGUUCAAGAGGAGGUGAUGGCUCUCCAAGUGAAGAAGGAAGUGAUGAGUCUGAGAGUGAAGAGGAAGGAGAGGAGGUGA